AAUGCAAAUGAUUCAGAUCUUACCAUUUGCUUGUAGGAUAAUUUCAGAUCUCAUCAUCUACCUUGAAAUCUCAUUUUUCUAUCCCAAUUAUACCUUAAAUUUAUAAAUAAAACUAGUUGAUGACUGCCUGAAUUUUUUGUUCCUCUCAUCUUAGAUGGAGUACAUAAAGACUCAUUGCAAACCAAAGGAUGGAAAGUUGCUUGCAAUUGGUCACUCAAUGGGGGUAUCUUGCUUUAUGCAAUGCUGCAGACCCAGCAGAGGCUCUAAAAGUUCCUGUUAUUCCAAUUGGGGGACUGCUUUCUGCUGCCCAUCCUCUUGCUUCUCGUCCUCCCUAUGUUUUGUCUUGGUUAAAUCAUCAAAUUUCAGCUCAGGAUAUGAUGCAUCCAGAGUUGCUUGAAAAACUUGUUUUGAACAACUUUUGUACAGUACCUGCCAAAGUUCUCUUGCAGCUGACAACAGCCUUCCAAAAGGGUGGCUUGCGUGACAGGAGUGGAACUUUCUUCUACAAGGAUCAUUUAUGCAAAACCAAUGUCCCUAUUUUAGCACUUGCCGGAGACCAAGAUCUAAUUUGUCCACCCAAAGCUGUCUAUGAGACUGUGAAGCUGAUCUCUGAAGAUUUGGUGGCUUACUAAGUUUUCGGAGAACCUGGAGGUCCAC
Messenger RNA from Carya illinoinensis, 657 nucleotides. RefSeq lists its product as uncharacterized. The record is from RefSeq and is a predicted model, not a curated record. The coding region runs from base 189 to 632 and encodes 147 amino acids. Lineage: Eukaryota; Viridiplantae; Streptophyta; Magnoliopsida; Fagales; Juglandaceae. The transcript has 4 exons.